CUUCUGACAAAGUAAACAAUACCCCAAUUGAGAAAAUGCUAAAGAACCAAUAGUAAACAGCCCAGCCAAAGAACCUCUAAGACCAACCCCACAGAGAGGGCAAGGCACAAGAAUCUAAACUGAGAGCAAAUCCCACUUCUUACCAGCACUGAUGGUGUUAUCUGGUGUGGUUAACGAAACAAGACAACAAUCAAGUUCAGACAGCACCAAGGACUUUUCAUUUCAUGUUUCCUCUGUUAGGCUUAUUGGGGCUUAUUAAGCCUCACCAACUAAUGCCCUGUUCAACUCUGCAUUUUGAUUUUCCAGCACAUGAGCUGAAGCCUGGAACCAACAUCGGGAAAGGCCUUCGAUCUGUCUAUGAAAUGAUGAUUGCGCAGGAGGAGGAAGAGGUGCGACGGGGGCUGAAUCCCCCUCCUGUCUCCACCACAACUCGUCACAUCAUUAUUCUCCUAACGGAUGGAAACUACAACUUGGGGGGCUCACCAUCUUUGAUCAUCCAACAGAUAAAGAAGUUUCUUAAAAUUGGCAGCUCUUCCCCAAACCCUCGGGAUGAUCAUUUGGGUAAGAUGACGAUCCAUGAGCCAGAUGGCUUCAUUUCACCUUUGCUGCACCUCUCCCGCCUAGAUGUUUAUGCCUUUGGUAACGGCCCUGACGUCGACGUUGAAAAUAUUAACGAAUUGGCUUCUCACAAACCCAAUGAGAGACACGGCUUCAUUUUGAAGGACUUGAGUGAACUGCAAGAGGUCUUGGAGGAGAGUUUGGGUGAGGAACCGCGGCAAGAAAUCUGCAAGGGAGUCAUUGUCUCUGACCAGUACAUCUUGACAGCAGCCCACUGCUUGGCCGGGAUCAAAGACAUCAGCGUCAUCCUUGGAACCACCAACUUUGCAGUAGCUGAAAUCCAAUACCACCCAGAAUAUAAUAGUGAGAAAAUAAAAAAUAAGGACUCCCCGGAGUUCUACAAUUAUGAUGUUGCUCUUGUCAAACUCAAAGAGAAGCACCUCCCAUCUUUUACAAGCAGCUCCAACGGCUCCUGCUGUGCCACAACACAAACCUAUUUCCAGACCAGCCUUCCCCAGCCUGCCUCCUUCAAGAUAUGUUGUCAUUAUAACUAUCAGAGUUUCCCGGCAACCAUGGUGGCUCAGAAAAUGGCCUGCAACCUGGAUGCCGCAAAAGCCAAAGGAUACGUGAACGUUGCAAAUAUCUCAGAGAUGGUGAACGAACACUUCCUUUGCACAGGAGGCAUUGAUCCACAAGUGGACCCCAACGUUUGUUCAUAUGAUUCUGGUGGACCUCUCCUCAUUCAGAGAAGGCUACGUUACGUCCAGGUGAGUGGUAACUUGAGCCAAAUCCAGCCAAACAGACCAACAUUCCAACCUUCAAAUAUAACUGGAAGCCUGUUUCCUACCCACGUCAGAGAUUUCCACAUCAACAUCUUCAAAAUUCUCCCUUGGCUCAAGGAGCAAUUGGGGACAGAGGUGGAGUUCUUGUAAAUUCACUUUUCUCUUUGCUUUGUCUUGAAUAAAUGAACGACAUGUUUUAGCAUCCUUAAAACGGAAUGUAAUAUUAAUGAUUGUGUAUUAAAUGUCAGGCAGGGAGGGAGGUGCACACAGGUGAGUUGUGUUGGCUCUAAUUGUGUACAUAUUAAGCCAGAAAACCUGGUUAAAUAAUGUGUGCUCCAAACCUUAUUGGCGAAGCAUAAGGAAUCCAACCAUUUUGUUGCACUUGGAUGACAGAAUGUCUAGCCAUCAUGAUAAACAGCCACCAUCUUGCAUUUAAAAGUAAAAGGUUUCCCAUCCAGUCAUUUCUAACU
Messenger RNA from Thamnophis sirtalis, 1810 nucleotides. NCBI's taxonomy places the organism in Eukaryota, Metazoa, Chordata, Lepidosauria, Squamata, Natricidae. The record is from RefSeq and is a predicted model, not a curated record.